Messenger RNA from Paraglomus brasilianum, 318 nucleotides. NCBI's taxonomy places the organism in Eukaryota, Fungi, Glomeromycota, Glomeromycetes, Paraglomerales, Paraglomeraceae. The record is from the annotation of a GenBank genome assembly.
AUGGCUGAACUUAAACUAGCAGAUAAGAUCGCUCAAGAAAUAGCGGAUGAAGUCGCUCAAGAAGUAGCAGAUAAAAUCGCUCAAGAAGUAGCAGAUAAAAUCGCUCAAGAAAUAGCAGAUAAAAUCGCUCAAGAAAUAGCGGAUGAAAUUGCUCAAGAAAUAGCGGACGAAGUCACUCAAGAAGCGGAUAAAAUAACCGAAAAGCUAGCGGAUGAAAUCGCCCAAGAAGAAGCAGAUAAAAUAGCCGAUGAACUGGCUGAUCAACUAGCUCAUAAAGUAGUUGAAGUCACUUUUACGGAUGAAUUAAUGAAAGGAUAA